Caenorhabditis sp. 36 PRJEB53466 is the source of this 1014-nucleotide messenger RNA. The record is from the annotation of a GenBank genome assembly. Lineage: Eukaryota; Metazoa; Nematoda; Chromadorea; Rhabditida; Rhabditidae.
AUGGGCGACUACGACUAUCUGAUCAAGUUCCUCGCGCUCGGCGAUUCUGGCGUCGGAAAAACAUCGUUUCUGGUGAGUGAGGCCGAAGUUUUGCGCUGCUAAGACUACAAACUAUUCGUUUGGGUCUGUUGAAUGGUGCGGAUUUUCAGCAUCGUUACACGGACAACACUUUCACCGGACAGUUCAUCUCCACAGUGGGAAUCGACUUUAAAGAGAAGAAAGUGGUAUGUUCAACAGUGUUUCUUUGCUCAUUGCACUUUGAAAUUGGGUUUAGGUGUACAAAAGCACUAAAGGAGGAUUUGGAGGGCGUGGCCAGAGAGUUCUGCUUCAGUUGUGGGACACUGCCGGACAGGAGAGGUUAGUUAGAAGCUCAAACAUCAAAAGUUAAAUCGGGUCGGGCUGAGCCGCCAGACAUUCUUCUGACACAUGACAAUUCGUAGAGUCAGCACCUCCGGGAGCUCUAUACACGCCACUGAUUACACCGUCACAACUUCAGAUUUCGGUCUCUGACGACGGCGUUCUUCCGCGACGCGAUGGGCUUCAUUCUCAUCUUCGACAUCACCAACGAGCAGUCGUUUCUGAAUAUUCGUGACUGGCUGUCGCAGCUCAAAGUGCACGCGUACUGCGAAACGCCGGACAUUAUCAUUUGCGGCAACAAGGCGGAUCUCGAGAAUCGGCGCCAAGUCAGCACGGCGAGAGCCAAGCAGCUCGCCGAUCAACUGGGGUAUUGGGGGGAGAUAGUGUGUGGAGCGAUCAAUUUAUUCCGACAUUGCAGACUUCCCUAUUUUGAAACGUCGGCGUGUACUUCGACAAACGUGGAAAAGUCGGUGGAUUGCCUACUCGACCUGGUAAUGCACCGGAUUCAACAGAGCGUGGAGACUUCCUCCCUUCCACUUUCAGGUAACAAAGACGUUUAAAUGUUCACUUUACACCUCUUUCGAAAUUCCAGAAUGCCGUGGCGUGAGUCUGGACGGAGACCCGAACGCCACCUCUUCCUACUGUGCGAAUUGCUAA